Molecule: messenger RNA, 3097 nt
Organism: Rhineura floridana
Lineage: Eukaryota; Metazoa; Chordata; Lepidosauria; Squamata; Rhineuridae
Product: tripartite motif-containing protein 54-like
Exons: 11
Coding region: 21-1625 (534 amino acids)
Molecular function (GO): zinc ion binding
Source: RefSeq, a predicted model, not a curated record
AGUUGACCUGUUCCCUUGUCAUGUCAACCCCCAUGGAAUACGGCUCCUACCCGAGAGAUUGUCCCACCAUGGAUAGCCUGGAAAGGCAGCUCAUCUGCCCUAUUUGCUUGGAGAUGUUCACCAAGCCUGUGGUCAUCUUGCCCUGCCAGCACAACCUGUGCAGGAAAUGUGCCAACGACAUCUUUCAGUCUCGAGGGACAACCUUGGGAUCUGCAGGAAGGUUUCGUUGCCCGUCUUGCCGCCAUGAAGUAGUCCUGGACAGGCACGGCAUCUAUGGGCUGCAAAGGAAUCUCCUGGUUGAAAACAUCAUUGAUAUUUACAAGCAAGCAUCAGCAAGAGGGCCGGACAGACCUCUCUUAAAAACUGAGCACCCAAUCUGUGAAGAGCAUGAAGAAGAAAGGAUCAACAUCUACUGUGUGACUUGCGGGGUGCCCACUUGCUCCCUCUGCAAGGUCUUUGGAGAACACAAGGAGUGUGAAGUGGCCCCGCUCUCAGACAUCUACAUGAAACAGAAGGUGGAGCUGACGGAUGGGAUUGGUGCACUUGUGGCGGCGAAUGACAGGAUCCAGGCCUAUGUUGGUGAUUUGCAAGGCACCUGCCGGAACGUUGAGGACAACUGUAAAGCCCAGAAGCAGGCCCUGUGUGAGAAAUUUGACCGCAUGUGCGCCAUUAUGGAAGAGAGGCGGAAGAUCAUGCUACAGAGAAUCACUUAUGAGCAGGAGGAAAAGAUUCAGCACCUGAAAUCCCUCAGCAAAGCAUGUGGUGACCAUAUCGAGUCUUCAUCCAAGCUGGUGGACACAGCCCUGCAGUCCAUGGAGGAGCCCCAGAUGGCCGUGUUUGUGCAGAAUGCCAAAGUUCUCAUCCAGAAGAUUGCUGAGAUGUCCCAGAGCUGUAAACCUGACACGCUGGAGCCAGGCUAUGACAAUAUGGAGCACUACAUGGUUGACUUCAAUGCUGAGGAACGAGUUCUUUACCAGCUGGAUUUCAUCAAAGUUGAAGACGAGCCUGAGCCAGUGACAGAGGAAGAUGGGGCCUGUGGGGGGACUGAAGAUACCUUGGCAGAGUGUAGGGCAGCAGCCAGCAAGGGCCGAGGGGAUCCAGAAGAUUGCUUUGCUUUCGGAAAGGAAGAGAAGGCUCAAGGCAGAACCCCAAUGACAAAUGAGGCUCUGAGCAAUGCUGGCAGUGGGGUCAAGGCUACAUCUCAGUCUGCAACUCAUUCUGGGGCAGAAGGCUUGGCUGGCAAAGAGGACAAUUUAUGGGGUGCCCAGCAGAGUCAGCUGGAGGGUGAGCCCCAUCUGACAAGCACCAGUUCUCCAAUAUCCCGGCCAGAAGGUGAUUUACAGAGUAACAUGCCUGUCCAAGACAUGGGGCAAGCCAAAGUGGAUGGACCCAAUGAAGAAGCCUUCAGCACGACGGACAGCUCAGCAGAGCCUGAGGAGUGCGGAGGCCUGGGCAGCGGUGGUAAUGAAUGUGAAGCUGAACAUGCCCUUCUUCUGAAUGGAAUGGCAUCUGCUGCUAGCCAGGGUCCUGCAUCCAAUCCCCCUGCUGACAGCUGGAGAAGUGAGAACAUCGCUGAGCCUCCUCUCAGCAGCCGCUUCAAUCCUACCCUUUGGCUACACGAUUAAGGAAGGCUGGUACACAGUCUCCAGACAUUUCAGCAAACACCUGUGACAACCCUUCUGCUAAGACCUGUUGAAAAUUGUGGAAGCUUAUUCUCCAGUUCAUUUGGUUUGAUGUUAACCCAUGAUGCAGUGCAACAGGGAUGGACGCAAACACGGACAAGAAGCCUGAAAACAGGAGUGGUCAGAUGGCCAGUUGGAAACUUCUGGUAGAACAUCUGGGUGAUUUGAAGUGGAUUGGCACGGAUUUCUAAUGCCCAGUUGUUUAACAAAGGCAACAACAAAAUGGCCACAUCCAAUCCCUAAAUUAUACUGCUGAAUUGAAGAAGCUGGGGGCAAGGGGGAAAGUGGGCUUUUGUUUGGAAGGACUGUGAGUUCAAUUCAAUUCUGGUACUCAAAAUAAAUUAUUGGGCUUAGAACUCUUUAAUUAUAUGUCUUCCGUACCUUGCUCUGAUUGGUGAGUCCUGGGGCUUGAGUAAAAACCAAGUAGAUCCAAAAAGCCCAAAGUCUUCCCACCUUAAGACUACAAAACCCAUGAUUCUGUAUUCCUGAGUGCUGCAGGGAGCAUUCUCAGCAGUCUCUGGGACCUCUUUCUACUCUGCAUUCUCAGCAGCCCUCCCCACUGUCAUCUCUGGUAAAUUGCAGGAUGUCCGUAAACCUUUGGGGAGUGUGAAGUGCUGGUUGUGGUGAUGGAAUGGGGGACUCUAGAGCAGGCAUGGGCUGUUGCAACCUCAGGUUCCUUUGGGAGCCAAAUGUGGCCUCCUGGGGCUUCUCCAUCUGCCCCUCAAGACUCUCCCCAGAUCAUGCUCCACCCCAGGCCAUGCCCCAAACUAGUCCUGCUCUGCCCUCUCCUUGAGAGCGUUUACCUGGCUAGAAUGUGUGCCCUUGGAGUGUGCUAAUGCCUCUUAUCAUAGAAUCAUAGAAUAGUAGAGUUGGAAGGGGCCUGUAAGGUCUUCAAGUCCAACCCCCUCUUGCUUGCCUGGACUGACAAUGGAGAGAGAUGUGUGGGUGUAGAAAUCUCUAAUGUGUGCAUGGCUGGAAUGUAGCCUCCUGUACCAAGGUAAAAGAGAGUUCUGCCCCUGUACCUCCAAUUGCCUCUAGCCCUUUCCUUCACUGGCAUGUGGCCCCCAGAAGGUUCUCUGUGAAGGAAUGUGGCCCCCAGAAGGUUCUCUGUGAAGGAAUGUGGCCCUUGGGCUGAAAAUGCUUCCCUACCCUGCUCUAGAGAGUGCCCUGGGUAGUGAAUUGCACUAGCAUGGAUUGGACUGGACCCUGAUGGGGAUCCGAUCCAGGGCACAGAAGCCUAAAACCCACUGUCCAACCUUCUCUCCACGAUGGCGUUUUCCAUCUCUCUGCACAGCUGCUCUCUUCAGCAUUUGAGAUCACUGAUGAAGGAAUGUUUUCAACUGUGUUUUAGAUCAUUUUUAUUUGUAAUUGUGUUUUUCGAAUGUUUUUCACUGUUUUUGGUAUUCUUUUCUUUC